Messenger RNA from Porites evermanni, 10699 nucleotides. NCBI's taxonomy places the organism in Eukaryota, Metazoa, Cnidaria, Anthozoa, Scleractinia, Poritidae. The record is from the annotation of a GenBank genome assembly.
AUGAGGGAAUUUGAACUUCAGAACUUGAAGUCUUUGAGAUCUGUCCCUCUGAUUUGUGUAAAAAUUACUAGCUCAUCAGGUAAAGAAAGCAGUCUAACGGUUUGUUUAAAAGAGACGGUCAAGUCAUUGAAGGAUAAAGCUCUUGGUGGCGAAUGUUCGAAGGAAUCUCCCUUCUACAAACUUAUUCUUGCUAAAUCAAAUCGUGACCUUACCGACGAGAAAACACUAGAAGAAGAAAAUGUUCAAGAAAAUGGUAAGUUUGAUGGUUGACUCUGAUCUUUAGGAGUUACCUCCUAUAUUUGACGUUGUUUUUUUUUUCUUUUCCAGACGAAUUGAUCUUGUUCAAGAAACGUCAAAGCACAACUGCAGAUAUAGCCGAAAAGGUAAGCUUAGCUAUGUGAUGUUACAGAUCAUUUCGUUUGUUAGCAAGUGAGGUUUAUUUUUUUAUUUAUACCACAUUAUGCAAACAGUGCUAAAUGUCGUGAUAAGAUAACAGGGAAUUGGUUUAAAAGCACAUCACAUGUUGAUUACCUUAAUUGAUUUGUGUAAUUUGGCAGCUUAUUGGCUCAGUUGUUCUAGUGUAUGUAACACAAUAGUCGUAUAUCCUCGUUUAGCUUUUGUAGUUAGAAAAUGGUCUGAAAACGAUAUCAGAGCGUAAUUUGUGAGACAUUAAUAAUUAUUGUAUCAUUAUGGCGAGAAAAAGAUGAACAACAACCCAGUGAAUGCAAAAACAGAUUUUGUGUUUUGUUUACAAGUAGCCGUCAUGAUUGUAUGACCAGGUCAGUGUCAGUCUCAUUUGUUGGCAAGGAAUGAGGAAUUUUUAUAGAUUUUGUUAAUAACGGGCGGCCAUCAAGUAAUGUCACGUACAAUUUUAUGCCCAAUAUUUGCAAGUUAUAAUUCAUAAAUAAUUUUUGGCUGAAAAUUUCUGAUAUUUUAGUUAAUGACAUGAAAAUGGAUGUUUUAAGUUUUUGUGAUGACUGUGCAUGCGCCAGUAUUUACUAUUGCCAUCGACUUAGUUUUUUUUAAAGUAAGUAAGCAAAAAUAGGAUAUACUUUGGAGUCCCACAGGCCCCUCCCCUGGAUCUGCCACUGGUGUCAAUGUGUUGACCAUUCUUCAUCAUUUGGCAAAGUUGCAUGCAUUAAUGGGAAAGGUUAAAAAUGUGUUACAAAUUAUUGGGAAAUGUUUAAAGCAUUCAAAUGCAAUAAAAAUGCAUUUUACUCUUCAGUAGUAGUCACACACUCUUCUCAAGCACCUAUUUUUGACAUUUUGUUCUUUAAUCCUACAUCAGACAUUGUAAAAGGGCCUUGGCUAUACAUUGAUGUAUGACUCCUUACUGUACAUUAAAAAAAACUGCAUACUCAAUUUUUGUCACUGCUUUAGUUAUAAAUUUAUUUCUCUAACUUGAAAUUACGCAGGAGUGUAAAAGUAACAGUUCCCAAGUGCCUGAUCUCAAAAUGGUGAAGAAACUUACUGCGAAACUUGAUGGAGGGAAGGUCAAGGACCAAUUUGCAAACUUAUCCCCUCCUACUUUAGAUGUAAGUAGGAUUAAUAAUAUUAAACCUGUCAAUGUACUGUAUUCUUGGAGAAGCACCUUUGUUCUGUGCCGUCCCUGUCAAUCGAGGGCAAUGCUGUAAUGGACUAGUUAACAGGGUGUGGAGAAGUACAGUUUAGCCUCCAUGUGCGACCACCUAUCCAAAACAGUGAAAUUUUCCCAGUGAAAUCACUUUAGUUGGAACCUCCCUUAAGCGACAGCGGAUUUUACACUGUUUUUAUCCUCCUGUAAGCAACUACCUAAGACAUGGCUUAAUCAUAAUUGUGUUUGUUGUACUUCACUACGAAGAAAAUACCAAGACAUAAAACUUUCAGUGGGAACUUAAAGGAAAGGUUUCACGGUGCAGUGCAUGCUCAUGAAUCAUGUCUAUGCAAGCAAUAUGAUCAUGUCAUAAUGUUGUCAAAGAACCAAUCUGCACACAACCCUGGUAGUCACUUGAUCAACUUAUGUGCAAAUAGCUGUAAAUUCAUCAACCAUAGAAUAAAACCUUUGGGUCAGCAAUAAGUUCAACGUUGGUAGUGUUGGCAUAAUGCACUAAUUUCUGCAAUUUUAGUACUCCUCUAUCCUACUUCAGGUCUCUCUGAAAUACACUUCUACUUUGAAAUACACUCUGAGAUCGCUGAGAUACAUGUGAGUGGGAUUGUUAAACUAAUUAAACUGGAAAAAAGUAAUUUAAUUAAUGAGCAUGCGCUGAACCGUGAACCAGUCCCUUUAAAAUUACACACAUCAUAACUUAGAGAUUGCAUGCAUUUGUAUUCUCUUCCAAAAUGUACAUUGUUCUGACCUCUUCUAGAGAGCCCCCCCCCCCCCCCCCCCCCCUGUGUGGUUAGAUUCCUGUAAGUGACCAACAAAGCCUCACAUUUGGGGUGGUUGCUGGAGGAUUUAGUGUACUAGCAAUAUAUCUUGAGCUCAAUGGGGGGGGGGGGGUGUGGGGGGGAUGGGGGGGAUCAAAGGGUUUUUUUGGGUUUGAAAUUUGAUUUUUGGCAAGUAUUUUUUUGGGUGGCGUUGUUUGAGUAGGGAUUUUAUGAGGUAUUCAAAACUAUCUGAGGACUGGUGGUCUUGCCCGCGUAUCCUGGUAUAGUAGUUCUCCUAGUAAAGUACAAGCAAACUUGUUUUUAAAACUUUAUUUUAGUGUUAUAUCAUUUAAUGCUUUCUGAAAACUUUUACGACUAGCACAUUCAGCGUGGGAUAUUUGGGGGGUUAAUUUUUGGUCCAGGGAUCUUUUGGGUUUUGCUUUUUGCCCCCAUUUGAACGUCCCUGUCACUUAAAAUCCAAACAAACAUUGGAUAACUCUAUCCAUGAGAUAAAUCACCAUCCAUUGAAUAAGUAUCAGGAAAAAUGACUGCGCUAUCAACUGGAAAGAGAUUUACAUGUAUCCAGUGGAUAGCAUAAUCCACCUUUUGGACCAACUGAGGUCGGGAUGGGACAAAGCUAUUGUAAUGUUUGAUAUAUCUAAGCAUUGUCUUAAGGAGAUGGUUUAUUUCUGUCUUUUGGGUAAUUUUGCAAACCUCAAGCUAUUUGGUUACAAAAUAGCACCUUACUUUUUCUUUCCACUUUUAGUUCAAUUCUGAACUCAGAAGAAUUCUCAUCUCCCUUAUUGAUUCUUCCAUCCUGCUUCAAUCUGUAAAUGAAGACAAGGAAACUGCUGGUAGUUCAGGUAUAAUCUCAAAAGGGUUAUGUGCAUUGUUAAAAUGACUGCAUGUUUACAUGUUCACAUGGUUUAUAGAAGCCCAUCAAGACAAGUCAUCUACGUAUACAGGGUUUGCAAAUUUUAUUGAUGGGUGAAGUCAGUGUGACUUCUGCUUCACAAAUUUUGGAGUCAUUUUGCAAUAUUUUGAGUCAAGUAACGCAACGAAAACAAAAAACAGUGUAAUAUUGCUUAAACAAGGGUUAAAAUAGUAAAAAAAGUUAUUUGACAGCUUUGGAUAACCUUUUUGAAGAGGAUGCACUUUCAGUGUAUGGUUCUGGCACUAUAUAUCAUGAUGGAAACAUGAGGUAGCUAUGGCCUCAUAAUAAUGAGAGUCAGCUGACCUCAAAAGGCUCAAAUCCAUGAUGAUCAUCGUUCAAGUGAUCUUUAUUGUAAUUUAGCCUCUACGUGUACACACAUGAAUAAUUCUUCAAUUAAGGUAGUUUAAAUCAGGUUUACAACAUUUGCAGUAAUGCAGUAAAUUCUACUUUAGUGCUAAUAUUCUUGUUUUUAAGGGUACAGAUGUAUGUAAGAACUUUUAACAGAACUGAUACUGUCUUUUUAGGUCAGGAGGAAGAUUUGCAACCAAAUAUAGACCCUGUAAGUGUACUGUAAUUUACAAUGAUGGGAAGGCGAUCACAAAAAAUGCUUAUAACACCAGUAUCAUUACUAAUGGACCUAAUUUGUAAAAUAUACAUGUACACAGUCCAACCCAAAGGAAAUUUAAGCACCUGAAAACUGUAUAUAAAGUCUUCUAUACAUGUACAGUGUUAUGGCACGAUUAUUUUAAAUUGCUGGCCACAUUAUUACUGGUGGUCUCCUGGGCUUUUGGUUGUAACAGGGAUGCGUCAAGUCAUGUCUAUAAUGUUAUGCCCAAAAUUUAACUCAGGUGAAACCGUUUUGACUUAAAUUGAUUCACAAUUUCCUUUUUCCCUAUCUCUAUUAUUGUUGAUGAGUUGGGGUUAAGAGACAAGGGAGCCUAACUAAUAAUUUUUCACUUGAAUCUAAUUUUGCCACUUAAACAUAAUGCAAAUGUAUGUUGUUCAGACUUUUUCACCUUGCUUCAAAUUUUACUUUCUGCUGUUUUUAAGUGCAGUAAUGAAUGUUAAAGUAAAAAAAAUAAAAUGUGAUCCAAGGAUUAUUUAGACCACAACAUAAUAGCUUAAUAUACCCUUGUUAAUUAUAAAAGAUGCAUUUUUUUGUUCCAGACCAUCCUUAAACAGCUAACAGACAUGGGUUUCAAAGAAACCAGAGCCAAGAAAGCCUUGUUUUUAAACAGGUACUGUAUUGUAGUGUAGGGUCUGGUUGGUUUUAACAAAUUUACAAUGAAUACUCAGGGAUUUUGUUACGAAACUGCUAUGGUACUGUAAGUCCUGGGACACAUCUCGUGGAAAAUCAUAUGUCCAAUUCAAGGUAGAAUCAGUGAGUCCCAGUCCAAACACCAAUGUUUGCAUGGAAAGCUUAUGUUUGUUUCUUCAGAAUUUACUUCUGAAGCUCUUUUGUAGCAGAUUAUGUUACUGUCUGGGCUUCAGGUAGAUCUCAUCACAAGCAAGUCUCAAACAGUUUAUUCUUUAACAUCACCUUCAGGCCGCUAAAUUGAUUUUUCCAUCCUACAGGAAGUGUACUGUUAAUAAUAUUUUGCACCUAAAGGCAUUUUUAUGUAUCAAAGAUGCAGACGUAGUGAUCACAACAAAAUCACUGAAUACUUUUCAUGAUUGGUUUUCUAUGAAUUUUUCUUGUUAAGAAUCACCAAAAAAAUGUAUGUGUUGUUUUUAUUUGUAGAAAAAAGACAUUUUUGUACUCUUUGUUGAAAUAUUUAAAACCUAAAAAAAGAAAACGAAAAAGAGAAAUGAAAUUAAUUAUAUUUCAAUGUAAAUACCAUUUUGAUUUAGUGAGUUACUUGGUAACAAUAGAAAUACAACUUGGGCAUCAUAAUCUGCAUUAUUAAGUUAGCAUGUUAAACGAACUGUUAGAUUGCUGAAUUAUGAGCAAACCAGUGUUUGCUGUGGAAAAGAAGUUUUUGCACACAUAUUAAUUCUGUGGUUAAAAUAUAUUUUUAUGUUUCUUGUUUGAUUAUUUGAUAUACAUUUUUUUGUCUGUUUUAUCUUUAAUGUGGCAGGUUUUAAUAAUGUUAACAGCAAGUAGAGCAUAUCUAAAGUCUCAUAUAACUAAUGUUUAACGGGCAGCGUGCAAAGAAAGUAGUGUCCGACAGCCCGGGGCUAGUGGAUUUUGUUAUCGGGCUAGUUAAUUCUGUUUUUAACUUGCCCGACGGGCAAGUGAUGUUUUUUUGAGGAAUUCGAAUAACAGAAGAACUGUGAAAUCAAUUCUGCUUGUCAAAAAGCUUUUGAGGCUAGCGGAAAUGACGUUUGGGCUAGUAACUGCUAGCUUCAGCUUGCCCAAAGGGCAAGCUGUAAAAAUGAUUUUCUUUGCACGCUGACGGGGCUAUGUUAUGCUUUUUGCUGUCUCUUUAAAAAGCUUGAACCUUUUCCACAUCAAUUGAAUUCCAAACAUAAUGGUCCAGUUUUGUUACUGAAACUGUUUCCUGUUGUCUGUUGCAAUGGAUGGCAUUUGAAUGGACAUGGAUUGAAACUUCAAAAGUGGGGCAACUUUUCUCAAAUUGAUAGGGCUAGUGUUCCCUUCUGAAAUUUGUUUUAUAUCCUCUUCAUAACUGUACAGGAGCAUUUUGUGUACGAGUAAAGGCACCUAGGUAUUAACUUUUGCCUAGUAGAAUUGACUAAAAACAUUAAUGUCCUCAUUGGUAGCUGUAGAGAUUGUUUUACAGAAUUUGCGUAGUAGGUGCAUAUGCACAUUGGAAGUCUAAAUUUAGUGCAAGUACAUGUAAUAGAUAGGAAUCAAUGGUCCAUCAAGAAAACAGCUAUAGUGAGUCCUUGGACUUACACAGCUAUAAAACCUAAGACCAUGAGCUCCAGAACCAGAACUGAUUGAGCCUGUGAUGGUAGCAUGGUGGCUUUUUGAUAGGUGCGUCAUGUAAAGAAAAACAAUUUGAUUUGGGGGUUGUUUCGUGGUGUUGUGGUUGGGUACAAUCACCAAAUGGCUCAAUACAAAAGAAACAAUACCCAUGACACAACACAAAAAAGAAUCAACAAUGGUUUCCACAACACCAAAAAACACCUAAUGAUUGGGAUGAAAGAAGAAUACAUAUGAUGGAUCCUGUUCAUGAUGGACAGAGAAGAAGUUUGUGUGUCCGAAGGGAUGGAUAAGAGGCAUGAUUUUUGCAUUAGGAAAUUUAUGUGUCUAAGAUGCGGGACACACAGCUGGAUGAAUCAGUGAGAAUAGUACAUGUCUUUAUGCAUUGAACCGUGCUUUGCUUACAGAAUGUCUCCUUUGUCGGCUAUGGAGUGGCUCUUGCAACAUGAAAGUGAUGCCGACAUUGAUGAACCUUUGGUGAUUGGAGCUAGGACCAGUAGAACUCGCAGAAAAAGAAAAGAGUUCGUUCCAAACCCUCGGGUUGGUUUUCCUACUUUUUUACUUAAUAAUUCAGGAAGGACUAUUUAUGACAAUAUAUUUUAAAACAGUUGCUUGUUUUGGUCACAGAACUUUUAAAGUCUGUAGAAAUUUAAAAUUGUAACAAUCAUAUGUAUACCCUGGAUACCAGAGGAUUUUUAUAAAGGUCAUUACAAAGACUUCAUCAAAGCUACUGUAGAAACUGUGCAUAAAAAACAAAUAGAAAAAAAUGAUAAUGAAAUGGCAAAAAUAAAACAAACAAACAAACAAACCAGGUAUUACACUACUUGUAAAGUCUUUUUCUCAAAAAAAAUUUUGCUAGGGUUGUUAAUUGUCUGAUCAUUCCAGGCUUUGCUGUAGUUACAUGUACUGUUUUUAGCUUGUCAUCUUUUCUGCUCACUUUCGCUGGCUCGACAAAGGUAUUUUGUAAGAAUAACACUGUGCUGGGUUCUCUGAAUUUGCAUAAACUAUUGUUUUUUUUUUUUGUUCCAGGCUGUAAAUAACUUAAAAGAAAUGGGAUUUCAAGAGGAAGAAAUCAUCAUGGCACUUAAAGCAACUGGGAAUAACCAGGAAGUAGCUGUGAGUCUUAAACAUGCUGCUACAUGUAUACAACGAGUUCGCUAUUAUUUAUGAUUAUCAUAGUUAUGGGGUUGUGCCCAUUCCCCCAGGUAAUUUCCAUUCCUCCCCCAUCCCACACCCAUGGUUGUUUUAUGUCCUCUCCCCAGAUUACUCUUACCACUAAAUACAAGAGGAAAGCUUGAAUGUGGAGUGAUUACCAGCACAAAAAGGAGAGGAACUGUUUACUGCCUAUAGCUUUAGAAUGUAACCUAUUGGACAAUCAGUGGGCCCAGUAGUCUAGUAAACGUACCAUUAAAAAGAUAACAUAAAGCAAUGAAAGAGUAUUGGUUUGCGACCAAAAGUUGCAGCAAGAUUAAUUUCUAAACUCACUGAUUACAUUCAUGUUUGUGUGGUAGUGUGAUUGGUUGUUAGGGGACAGACAAGGUGGCAUGGAAGACAUCAAUCAAGGCUUAGAGCAGUCAAGGUACAUGGCUAACAACUUCUUUUUUUGUGAAGCUGGAACUUCUCUUUUAGCAGAUUACCUUAAAUGAUAUAAUUGACACCUGCCUCUUGUCUAUCUAAUGCUCCAUCAACGAUUUUAAGUUUGUAUUAGACACCCCUCUCUAAUUAAUGCCACCUGUCUAAUAGACACCCCCCAUGAAAGUUACUCAAAAAUACAAGGAAUUACCAGAAGCAUAAAAGAGCAAAAUCACUCAAUUUAUUCAGUCUGUUGCUUUGUUAACAAGGGUUUAUGCAUUGCACUUUUUCCAAUGCCAAGUUCUGAGUCAGAGUAGACUAAUGAUGACAACACAAUGAUCGUGAAUGAGGAUUCUGACAUUAAAGUUGAGAUUUGAAAGAGCGAUGAGGAUCUCUAGAUGGCCUAGACCUUGAUAGACUGGAUAUUUUGCUGUUUAAUAAUUUCAUCGAUAGCCUAUUUGUUUGGUACAGAUUGUUACAAAAAUGAAAAUAAAUACCUUCUAUCUUUUACAUGCCCCCUCUUAGACCCCUAAAAAUAAUAAUAAUAAUAAUAAUAAUAAUAAUAAUAAUAAUAAUAAUAAUAAUAAUAAUAAAAAGGCCCCGGGCAUCAAUCUGAUCAUAUACUGUAUUAUAAAUUGGAAUGGGAAUCUUGAAAUGUCAGUGUCUGUUAAAGUUCAGCUAUUCUAGAGUUUGUAAAAAAGAAAUCUUUGCAGCUCAUGUCAUUGGAGGCAUUCCUUAUAUUCUCAAAAUGCAGUAAUUGUAAUGUUGUAGAUUAACUCAGUUGUUUAGCGGCCGGGUUUGCUCCAAUCCUGUGUUGACUAUAAAUAAAUAAUGGUAUCAAACCUUGGAUCUGGGCUUAUUGUCCUUUGCAUAAACAACUAACCUUUGCUGACGAAUUUCUUUGAAUAUUCAGCACAGAUUGAUUCUUUGACAUUCUAUAUUUUUAGUCCAUUGUACCAGGCAAUCAUGGAGAAUCCUUUAGUACAACUCAGCCUUAAUAAUGCACGAGUACUUGGAGGUAAGUGACUGUGCCAAUUUUUUCAAACAGAUAUUUCGCACAGUUGGGGUGUAGGUGUAAACAGUAGUAUUGUCAUUUGAUAGUUGGGUCUUUUUCAGCAUACUGGUACAUGUAAAGUCAUGUCUGCAAACUUUCUCUUUACAAACUCUUGUAUAACACAAACAGCCCCUAAAAUGGACACCCUUACUUAGUCAUUAUACUUUUGUGCUGGUACCUAGUCUUUUCACUCCAUUGGAUAUCCUUGGAGACACAGCUAAUCGAAACAGAAUGUUCACGGUCAAAAUUAUUUCAGGUAAAGUGGGUUUGCCUGGGGCACAUACUGUUAUCAAACCAUUUCCUGAAGAAUUUGAACUGUAUCUAGCUUACUGUAGGUAACAGGGUGCCUAGCUGCUCGUAGCUGUCUAAGGAUGUCUUUAAUGUAGACAGCUCCCCAAAAUACACACCAUGUUUCCCAUAGUCAUGGGAAAACCUGGAAACUCAUGAAAUUGAGAAUCCCAUUCCUCUAGGUUUGAAAAGUCAGGCAAUUUUAGUGUCAUGUUCUGUUGUUGUGAUACAAAAUCUUUAAUGCUGGGUUUCACUAUAUGGGCCAUGAAGUUACUUUUUUGAAUUUGCCUUGGUGACUCAACACGGUGACAGAGGAUGAAACAGGACUAACAUCCCAAUAUUGUUAUCAACCCCUUCAUUACCCACCCAGCCCAAGUAAGGUUGUACCACACCACCGGGGUGUACGCUCCCUACUCUUUACGAACAUGUCUAGGUUCUUUUAUAUCCCAGAAGAAUCAGAACACUGGAAGAGUUAGGUGAUGGGGCCUAUGUUUUUUGUCCUUAUCCGAGAAGACUAGAAUGUCUAACCAUUUGUAGAUGUCACAACAAAGGAAGCACAUUCUCCUCAGUUAUUUUUAAGAUCCUGCGUGUUGGUCUGUUAGGGGUUUGAACCCGUGACUUCCUGCUCAGCAGACCGGCGCUUAUCCAAUAGGCCACUUUCAAUGAAUAAAAAUUCAGCGUGAUCACAAGUCUUAGUGGACACAAACAAAGAAACUGAAUAAGCAUGGAUAAUCAUAGUUAAUUCAUUUUCAUGCCAUAUUAAAAGUUGAAAAAUCCCCCUGGAUCUGCUUUUUUGUAGUUUGUGCGUAUUAUGAUCAUUGUGUCUUUGCAGCAUUUGAGGACAUGCUGGAUAACCCUUCCUCGAGUUCAUUCUACAUAAACGACCCAGAAACUGGACCUGUGUUACUUCAAGUCUCGCGAAUAGUGCAGGGAUUUGCNACACAAACAAAGAAACUGAAUAAGCAUGGAUAAUCAUAGUUAAUUCAUUUUCAUGCCAUAUUAAAAGUUGAAAAAUCCCCCUGGAUCUGCUUUUUUGUAGUUUGUGCGUAUUAUGAUCAUUGUGUCUUUGCAGCAUUUGAGGACAUGCUGGAUAACCCUUCCUCGAGUUCAUUCUACAUAAACGACCCAGAAACUGGACCUGUGUUACUUCAAGUCUCGCGAAUAGUGCAGGGAUUUGCCAGAUGAUAGUUGAUGAUGGCACUUACUGAAAACUGUACAUACCUCACUUAAAGCUCAGAGCUCAGGAUUUCAUGAAUCAUCACUCUCGAUGCUCAUACCCCUUGCAGUCAAGUAGAUAAUGUGCUGCAAAAGAGAAAUGUCAGAGUACUAUCAAGACUAGUUAUAGCUACCUCAUGUUGUAUUCAUUGUUUUUUUUUUUGCUGGUUAGCAAAGUUGCAAGGCAGCAUGCUGUGGCUGAUUUUAAAAGGUUAGCUGACUAGCUUGAGACCUCGAAUAAAACCCUGAGUGUUUUAUUUAGGGUACACCAUGAUACAUGGAGGAGAUAAAUUGCCUUCCAAUUUAUGGUAUACAGUGUAUCUUGUGUCUAAUAAUAGAGAAGUGCCAGGUUUGCAGCAAAAACACUGUGUAAAUAGCAAAGCAAAUAGUCUCAGAACCACAG